UGGACUUCAGCAUGACUACUACUCAGUUUCUGGCUUAUGCGGCAAUUUCGGUUUUCUGUGUCUUAAAAGUCAACUCCUUGGAUACUUUUAUCGCAGCUGUUUAUGAACAUGCAGUGAGACUGCCUGAUGACCCCCUAACCUUAGUGUCUCCUGAAGAAGCAUUGGCAUUCAUGAACAGGAAUAUUGAUGUUUUGGAAGGAGCGAUCACGUUAGCUGCAAAUCAGGGAGCACAUAUAAUUGUGACUCCAGAAGAUGGUAUUUAUGGUUACAAUUUCAGCAGGGAAUCUAUCUACCCAUACUUGGAGGAUAUCCCAGACCCUCAAGUGAACUGGAUUCCCUGUAAUAAUCCUAACAGAUUUGGCUACAACCCAGUACAAGAAAGACUCAGCUGCCUGGCCAAGAAUAACUCUAUCUAUGUGGUGGCAAAUAUAGGGGACAAGAAGUCAUGCAAAGCCAGUGAGCCUCAGUGUCCUCCUGAUGGCCGUUACCAAUACAAUACUAACGUGGUGUUUGAUUCUCAGGGAAAACUSGUGGCGCGCUACCAUAAGCAAAACCUUUUCAUGGGUGAAGACCAAUUCAAUGCACCCAAAGAACCUGAGAUGGUGACAUUUAACACAACCUUUGGAAAGUUUGGCAUUUUCACUUGCUUUGAUAUUCUCUUCCAUGAUCCUGCUGUUGCCCUGGUGAAAGAUCUCCAUGUGGACACCGUACUCUUCCCAACAGCUUGGAUGAAUGUCCUGCCACAUUUGUCAGCGGUUGAGUUCCACUCAGCUUGGGCUAUGGGCAUGGGAGUCAAUUUCCUUGCAUCUAAUUUACAUAACCCCUCAAAUAGAAUGACAGGAAGUGGUAUUUAUGCACCUGAUUUUCCAAGAGCAUUUCAUUAUGAUAUGAAGACACCAGAGGGAAAACUUAUCAUCUCAACACUGGAUUCUCACCCAUCCCAUUCCAUAGUGAAUUGGUCUUCUUACGCCAGCAGGAUACAUGCAUUCCCAACAGGAAACCAAGAAUUCAAGGGCACGGUCUUUUUUGAUGAAUUCACCUUUGUGGAGCUCACAGAAAUCGCAGGAAAUUACACAGUUUGUCAGAAAGAGCUCUGCUGUCRUUUAAGCUACGAAAUGUCUGAAAAGAGAUCAGAUGAAGUUUAUGCCUUAGGAGCAUUUGAUGGAUUGCACGUUGUUGAAGGGCGCUAUUACCUACAGAUUUGUACUCUGCUGAAAUGUGAAACCACUGACUUGCACACCUGUGGUGGUUCAGUUGACACAGCUUCCACUAGGUUUGAAUCGUUCUCCCUCAGUGGCACUUUCGGAACCCAGUAUGUCUUCCCUGAGGUACUGCUGAGUGACGUUCAGCUUGCACCUAAAGAAUUUCAGGUGUCAAGUGAUGGACGUUUGUUUAGCCUGAAGCCAACAUCUGGACCUCUGUUAACGGUCACUCUCUUUGGGAGGGUGUACGAGAAGGAUUUGGCAUCAAAUGGGUCACCUGACCUCUCAACAAAUUCAGUAAAAAUAAUGUUAGUAGUUAUAAUACCUAUUGUGUUCUCAUUAUGUUGGUAGAAUAUUUACAUUUUCUCUUUUAUUUGGGAUAAUUUUAAAAAUAGCUUUUGCUAACAGUGGCCUCUGGUAUAAGUAAGUGACUAAUAUUUCUCUUUAUUUAGACAAACACACACAGCAGAUUAUGUAAGAUUAAUAUAAUAUCUAUUAAUAUCUACCUAUAAAAUUUGUCUGUAUUUAAAUUUUGGUCUUUCUARGAACUGGAUUGUUUGUGCCAAAUGAAUAUCAUGAAUGUUUUAURCAAAAGAAAUAAAAAUUAC
This is a messenger RNA of Urocitellus parryii (Arctic ground squirrel), 1810 nucleotides long. RefSeq names its product vanin 1 (gene Vnn1). Lineage: Eukaryota; Metazoa; Chordata; Mammalia; Rodentia; Sciuridae. The record is from RefSeq and is a predicted model, not a curated record. Gene Ontology annotation, molecular function: pantetheine hydrolase activity. Gene Ontology annotation, biological process: pantothenate metabolic process.